UGUAGUAACGGGUCAGUCAGGCCCCGACCACCGUCUCGGGCACAUUGUCAGCGAGCCUGGUCACUGGCUACCACGUCAAGCAUUAACUGCAGAGUUAAACCUGCGGCGAACACUUGAUAAAACAUGGCAAAGCUGUGGACGGUGUUAGUGAUGACUGUGGUAGUGACAUACAGUGAGGGACGCACUGUUGACGGUGGCAGAAAUGAUGCAGAAAUGAUCAAAGGUCAGCCUCCUCUAAUCGGGGGUCUUGUGAGCCUUCCUCAAGUUAAAGCCCAACAGGACGACGAUUACUCUAAUAGGCUGAAUGCCAUUCAAGGUGGUCUGAUGGACAAAGUCAGCAAAGACAGCAUUGAAGCCGAGGCGAAUGCGAUACCCUCCACCACCCCGCGCAACCCUACUGGGAUGGAAUUUAAUGAAAUCGCGACACUUGAUCACGUUGACACCGUCAAUACAGAACGAGAAGAAGAGGCGGACGAUGACUUUGAUGAAGACAUAUUCGAAAGUGAAAGAGACUUGAUUGUAAUCAUGAGGCGGAUGUAUGAAGCCUUGACGAGGAGACUGAACCUGUUGAAGUCCCGCGUCACCAGUGUGGAGCAGACUGCAGGGGACGUGUUCGCCAGACUUACGGUGCUCGACUGUGCGGAUCUGCAAGCAAAAGGGCAAACGGAAUCAGUAGUCUACACAUUUCACAUGGACCACAACGGGAAGCGACCAGUCACUGUCUUCUGCGACAUGGAGACAGACGGCGGUGGGUGGACGGUCAUCCAGAGACGUCUUCAUCACUCGCGGUCUACAGACUUCAACCGCGGAUGGUACGACUACAAGAUGGGAUUUGGGAACGCUUCAAAUGAUUACUGGAUUGGCCUCGAGAACAUAUACAUCUGGACGAACACUCGGCACUACGAGAUGCGCAUAGAUCUCACCGACUUCGAAGGGGAGUCCGCUUUCGCCCAUUACGACAGCUUCUACAUCGAGAGCGAGGCUCAGGGCUACAGGAUGCACGUAUCUGGCUACAGCGGCACCGCAGGAGACGCUCUGGGCAACGAGGGUAAACCAGACAAUUUCACCGCCGACGGGAUGAUGUUCACCACUCACGACGAAGACCACGACACUUCCCACGAGAUUAACUGUGCCAGGUACUGGAAGAUUGGAGGGUGGUGGUUCAAUAGGUGCUCGUGGGCCAACUUAAACGGGCCGUACAAGGAGUCAGGCGACGGCAUUGGCAUCAACUGGCACAUGUGGCGCAACAAGGAGUACCUCCGCUCCUCGUCCAUCAUGAUCAGGCCCACCAAGAGCUUGUGAACAGGUGUUCCUUCAGAUCAAACGAACUAUAAAACAAAAAAUUGCGUGAAUAAUUCAAAUUUUAUAUUUCAUUCAGUGCAUUUUAAGAACAGAGAAUUGUCAGUAAAUCAGAACAAUCUACAGUUGUAGACAUUCAUAUAAAAUAUUGGAAAACUAAGCAAACGGGAAAAUGUUGUUAAAUUAUAUAAAUAUCUAAAUGUAUCAAAAUGUAUUAAUUGCAUGAGUGCGGGCGGGAGCCCUGGAGGUGACCUGGGGUAGAGAGCUCGUCCCAGCACCAAGACUUGCACAUGAUCUGCUCCAUGAUGGCGCGUGAAGGGAGGACUGAUGUAGUUAUGUUAUCAUGCGCAUUUCAAGACGUUACACAAUUUAUUAGGAUUUCAUGGUUAACUAGAUAACGAAAACUAUUUGCUUUAUUUGGAAAGUUUAAAGUGUUCUCCGAUAUUAAGCUAAACUACCACAAUUUACUUUGAAAAUUAUAAUGCAGUUUGUCGUAAAUUAUUAACAAAACUUGUAUAUUCCCCCUGUGUACAUUUAUUGAUUCUGUAAAUACCAUUUUCAUGUCUCCGAGAAGUUUCGUGUGUGUAUAAGAUAUAUGAUUUUGAGUAAAAAUUUAAAUAACUUA
Messenger RNA from Procambarus clarkii (red swamp crayfish), 1924 nucleotides. RefSeq names its product microfibril-associated glycoprotein 4-like. The record is from RefSeq and is a predicted model, not a curated record. Lineage: Eukaryota; Metazoa; Arthropoda; Malacostraca; Decapoda; Cambaridae.